Coccidioides immitis RS is the source of this 315-nucleotide messenger RNA. RefSeq lists its product as uncharacterized. The transcript is spliced from 3 exons. The record is from RefSeq and is a predicted model, not a curated record. Lineage: Eukaryota; Fungi; Ascomycota; Eurotiomycetes; Onygenales; Onygenaceae. The coding region runs from base 1 to 315 and encodes 104 amino acids.
AUGACACCGGCGCAUUGGCCCCCAAUUAAGUUGUCCGAAGCUACAAAAUAUCCCGCUAGCCAACUGUCUGGUCCCCUUGCCUUGCCUCCAAAGUGGAAAUGUAAAUCCGAGCCGAGUUGUUUUUGGCCUUCAACAUCGCUUCCAAGCCACCAUGGAAGCGAAGUUCAAGCUCUUGUCCUGAGAGAGCUACAUCUCGGUUCGCUGCUUGCAAACUUGUAUAUGGAGACAUCAUCGGAAACUGAAUUCCAUGGUUCCGCCGCUGAACACCAUCAGACAUCUCCGCUGCUGGGGAAUGGUGAGGAUUUAGCUCCAUAG